AUGGGGCAGAAGAUUGACACAUGUUCUAUUACUUCAAAUCCAAGUACACCUAGUGGAGAGGAAAAACAGAGGUCAACUCCACCAAAAGAAAAAAAGUUUCGUUGGAGGGUUACGGAUGAACAUUCCCCACCAGAAAUCUAUAACUGGACACUUUACCUUUCAGUAUUUGUAUUUGGUAUCUUGGGUUCAGCUAGAGGCUAUGAUGAAGGUAACAUUGCUGGAACAGUUGCACAAAUAUCAUUUAUUAAAGAAUUUGGCCUAAAUUCUAAGCUAUUAAGUGCCACUCAGCAAGCCAAUCUCAAAUCUAAUAUUACCUCUAUGGUUCAAUUGGGAUCUAUUGGAGGAUGUAUUAUAGCCAUGUAUACAGUUGAUCGUUUUGGACGUAUUAGAACUUUACAAGGUGUCUGUAUUUUGUGGAUCAUUGGUGCUAUUAUUCAAUGCACCUCGCAUUCGGUUGGGCAAUUAUACGCUGGUAGAGUAAUUGAAGGAUUAGCUAUUGGUCAAACAACUACCAUUGGGCCAACUUAUUUGUCUGAAGUAUCUCCCAAGGCUAUCAGAGGACUUUGCAGCUGUAUCUUUGCCGGUGCAGUUUACUUCGGUAUUAUGCUUGCUUAUUUUGCAAACUAUGGGACUGCAUUGCAUGUCGUCGGACGUAACCAGUGGGUUAUCCCAACUACAGUGAAGUGUUACUUAGCAUUCUUGAUCUUAGUUGGCUCAACCAUUUUCUGUGUUGAAUCUCCGCGUUGGAACAUGAAGGUUGGAAAUUCUGAAAUGGCUGCGAAAAAUUUAUCAAAAAUCCGUCAUCUUCCUGUUGAUCAUCCUUACAUUUUGAGUGAGAUCGCUGAUAUUAAUGAGCAAGUUAGUUCAGAAAAAGAGCUAACUCAAGGUAGUACUGUUAUUUCGAUGUUGAAAGAAAUUGUCAUGACAAAAUCUAUCAGAUAUCCAUUUUUUGCCAUUGCCACAUUGGCACAAAUCCUUGGCCAAUGGUCUGGAGCAAAUGCCAUAACUAUAUACUCCCCACAACUUAUGUCUUUGGUUGGUAUUACUGGUAUUAAAAGUUUAGAAAUGACAGCAGUUUUAGGCGUGGUGAAGUUUGUCUCAGCUUAUUUGGCAGCAUUUUUCUUGAUUGACUUCUUAGGUCGUAGACGCUCACUUUAUAUUGGUGUUACUAUUCAAAUGGUCACUAUUCUCUAUUUUGCAAUCUUCUUGACUAUUGUUCCCCAAGCAGCAGUGAAAGGCUCAGUAUUGACACCAUCACAAAAUAUGGCAGGGAAGGCUGCACUUGCUGCACUUUUCCUUUCUGGAACUGGUUGGACUAUGGGUUUCAAUUCUAUUCAAUAUCUUUUAGGUUCGGAACUUUUCCCACUUCGAGUUCGUUCAUUUGCACAAUCUAUUGUUAUGGUUGUUCAUUUUGCUAAUCAAUACGGUAAUUCGAAGGCUAUUCCAAAGAUGUUACUUGCUAUGGAUAAUUUUGGGGCCUUUUAUUUCUUCGUUGGUGUUUUGGUUGUCUCACUUUUUUGGGUAUACUUCCUUAUUCCUGAAGUUUCGGGCAGAUCAUUGGAAAGUACUGAAGAAAUAUUUUCCUUACCUUGGUACCUUGUUGGAAGACGUGGUGCAGAACUCUGUCCAGAUCAUUCAGAGGUUAACAGAGUUAAUUACAAUGUUGAUGGGACUGGAAACGCUCAUGGAGGAGAUAUUGAUUAUGUUACAAAACCUUCCACAGAGUUUAUUGAGGAUACGAGAAAAGAGGAAUUGGUUAGGAAUAACCCUUAA
[Candida] anglica is the source of this 1773-nucleotide messenger RNA. Lineage: Eukaryota; Fungi; Ascomycota; Pichiomycetes; Serinales; Debaryomycetaceae. The record is from the annotation of a GenBank genome assembly.